Molecule: messenger RNA, 3489 nt
Organism: Daldinia caldariorum
Lineage: Eukaryota; Fungi; Ascomycota; Sordariomycetes; Xylariales; Hypoxylaceae
Product: glycosyltransferase family 2 protein
Exons: 4
Coding region: 344-3055 (903 amino acids)
Cellular component (GO): cell periphery; cell septum
Molecular function (GO): chitin synthase activity
Source: RefSeq, a predicted model, not a curated record
GAAGGGUGGAAGGGUGGAAGGGUGGAAGGGUGGCCACACAAGAACAUACAUAGUACCCUUUAAACAAUGCUGAUCAUGGUGCCAUAUGUCAUGUUUCCAUUUGGUCUUUCACGCUUCCUUCUUUUUCUACUUACUCUUCAUCCUUUCGCUCUUUGAUCGGUUCCCCGAGUAGUUCUUAGUCUACUAUUCUUGCUUUUUGUCGUAGAUAUCUGCAAUAAGAAAACUGGGCGAAUUUACGUCUCCAUUUAUACACCACUUGUAUCUUGCAUCUCGCAUCUCGCAUCCUGCGACUUCAUUCGCUUCACACUUCCCGACGCGCUACUACUUGUAAUGAGAACUUAAGAUGGAUCCCCCAGACCACCAGCCCUAUUCUAGAGGGUACGAGCUGAGGGAUAUACCCCCCGGAGAAUCAACUGAUCACCUCAACUACCCCGAACAAGAAUCAUACGCCGACAGACCCUACUCCCUCCACGAUCCCCCCGUCCACAGCUACGAUUCGGAGAGGCUCGACCGUCCUAUCUCCCCCGCAUCCAUAUAUAGCGGCGACACUGCCACCCGAGGACUAUAUCACCUGCCUCCCGCGUCGACGGUGACCCAAGGUGCUGACGAUUUCGAGCACAAUAACCUCGGCGAGGGAUUCGCAUUUGGUAGACCUCCAUCAACCUAUAACGAGCUAGAAACAUGGGCGGAACGACAGCAGGCUCCCCUCGAGACCCUAAACGGAGGGGGGAUCCGACGUCGCAACACUCGAAAGAUCAAGCUCGCUCAAGGUCUGCAAGGUUCGGUCCUGAGCACCGAAUAUCCGGUACCCACACCUAUCCGCAACGCCACCGAAGCCCAAUAUCGAGACAUGGAAGAGUUCAAGACGAUGAGGUACACGGCGGCCACGUGCGACCCGGACGACUUCACCCUGAUGAACGGAUACGAUCUCCGCCCGCGCAUGUAUAAUCGGCAUACCGAGCUCGUAAUAGCUAUCACCUACUACAACGAAGAUAAGAUCCUGUUCGCCAGAACGAUGCACAGCGUGAUGCAAAACGUCCGAGACAUAGUAAAGCUCAAGAAGACGACGUUCUGGACCAAGAGCGGACCGGCUUGGCAGAAGAUAGUGGUCUGCCUGAUAUUCGACGGUAUCGAGAAGGCUGAUAAGAGCGUGCUGGACGUGCUAGGAACCAUGGGAGUGUAUCAGGACGGCGUUCUGAAGAAGGAUAUCGAUGGCAAAGAAACCGUCUCUCACAUAUUCGAAUUCACCAGCCAAAUCUCCAUCACCCCCGACCAGCAGCUCGUCCUACCGAAGGAAAACGACCCCGCCAACCUUCCUCCCGUGCAGCUCCUGUUCUGCCUGAAACAAAAGAACAGCAAGAAGAUCAACUCGCACCGUUGGCUCUUCAACGCUUUCGGCCGCAUCCUAAAUCCCGAGGUCGUGAUCCUCAUCGACGCAGGAACUAAGCCGAGUCCUAAAUCUCUCCUCGCCCUGUGGGAAGGCUUCUACAACGAUAAAGACCUCGGCGGCGCGUGCGGCGAGAUCCACGCCAUGCUGGGAAAGAAGGGUAAGAAGCUGCUCAACCCGAUCGUGGCUAUCCAAAAUUUCGAAUAUAAGAUUUCCAACGUCUUGGAUAAGCCUCUGGAGAGCUCCUUCGGUUACGUCACCGUCUUACCGGGCGCCUUUUCCGCCUACCGUUUUCGAGCCAUCAUGGGAAGGCCCCUGGAGCAGUAUUUCCACGGCGACCACACGCUGUCGAAGCUCUUGGGUAAGAAGGGUAUAGACAACAUGAACAUCUUCAAGAAGAACAUGUUCCUCGCCGAGGAUCGAAUUCUCUGCUUCGAACUCGUGGCUAAAGCAGGCCAGAAGUGGCACCUAAGCUACAUCAAAGCUGCUAAAGGAGAAACCGACGUUCCCGAAGGUCCCGCCGAAUUUCUCAGCCAGCGACGACGUUGGCUGAACGGCUCCUUCGCGGCGACGCUGUACUCCCUGAUGCAUUUUAACCGGCUGUACAGGUCAGGCCACAGCAUCAUUCGGAUGUUCUUCCUGCAUAUCCAGUUCCUCUACAACAUCGCCCAGAUCCUGUUCAGCUGGUUCUCCCUCGCUUCCUACUGGCUUACGACCAUCGUCAUCAUGGACCUCGUCGGCACUCCCGUUCCCGAGUCUAACUACCACGGCUGGCCGUUCGGGGACGUCGCAACGCCCAUCGUCAACGUGCUGCUGAGAUACCUCUAUCUGGUCUUUAUCCUCAUCCAAUUUAUCCUCGCUCUCGGAAACCGACCCAAGGGUUCCAGGCACUCUUACGUCGCUUCGUACGCCGUCUUCGGCUUGAUACAGGCCUACAUCAUCGUCUUGUCCUUCUACCUCGUCUUCCGCGCUCUGCAAACCCCCAUCGCGGACGAGAUAGAUACGUCCAGCGCCGCGGCGUUCUUCGUCAGCAUGUUCGGGGGCGACAGCGUCGUCGGCGUCAUCCUGCUCGCCAUCAUCACCAUCUACGGCCUAAACUACGUGGCCUCCUUCCUCUACCUGGAUCCCUGGCACAUGUUCCACUCGUUCCCUCAAUAUCUGGUGCUCGCAUCUACCUAUAUCAACAUCGUCAUGGUCUACGCCUUCAACAAUUGGCACGACGUCUCCUGGGGUACGAAGGGAUCCGAUCAGACGGCGGCGCUACCGUCCGUACACGUCACCAAAGACGAGAAGACCAACGCCCCGAUCAUCGAGGAAGUAGAGAGGGAACAGGAAGAUAUCGACAGCCUGUUCGCCAAGACGGUAUACAGAGCUCUCGCUCCGGUCGAAGAGGAGGAGGUCGUGGAGAAGAAGGAUACGGAAGACUCGUACAAGUCCUUCAGGACCGGUCUGGUAAUCACUUGGAUAUUAUCCAACCUGCUGCUCAUCGUCCUCGUUACGAGCGACGAGUUCGAAUCCUUGGGCGUAGGGAAAGCUUCCGACACGCGAACUCCCGGGUAUUUCCGCUUCCUCCUAUACGCUACCGCCGUGCUAUCCAUCAUCCGCUUCAUCGGAUUCCUGUGGUUUUUGAGCAAGACCACCAUCAUGGGCUGCUUCGCUAAGAAAUAGAUUCGGUUACGAGCGAAGCGCCAGGCGUUUGGGAGGGGCGGUUGCAUCGCUGGAUGGUUUUCUAUAUAAAGAAAAGUGAUUUCGAUAGAUCUGGGGCGCUUGGGUAUCUGGGUUGGACAUCUUGAUUGGAACUCACGGAACGAAUGGCUCUCGCCGGUACGAUCUCGUUUGGGUGAGGUCUCGGGAGGCAUAGCUGUCGAAUCUAAUAUCAUAAUUCUCAAGUAUUUAUUUUUUCGUCAUGAUAUAGCAUGGUGGACUGGAGCAUCGGAGCUAGCUAUUGAUAGUAAUCGCUGCAUCCCUGAAUCGGUAAGGUGAUCAGGUAUAAGUUAGAAGCAUUGAUGAUGGUAGACAUGUAACUGAUUUAUUGGGACGCGAAUCAUAUUGGCCAGGGAAUCAGAUAGUCAGCUUGAGGAUCCUCACUUUCGGGGUGCCUU